AUGCUGAAUGUGCCCGUGUUUGCUGGCCUUGGAGCAAGUGGAUGUGGUGGCAUGACAUGGCAAGCCACAGAUACCACUGAACCUAUCGAAAAACACACUCAGCAGGGUUUACUCAGAAGCAUCGCACCAUUGAACAAUGGGCCAGAGUUCACUGUUGAAGUUGCACCAAGGGCCAAGGGAAGGGGUUGCCAACAAACAAUUGUUCCCUCACUCAAGAGUACUGACGGCAACGACAAAGAGGAGCUACCGCUGACCAAUGCCACUCUGAGGAAAUAUGGCAGGAAGCCUGUCAAUGAGACUCAGUCAGAAGUUGAAGAUGCUCCAGUGAAACAAGCCAAAUCUGCAGCGCAAAUCAUUGACGACCUCCCCGCAAAACCCAAAAAAGGCCACCCUCGCAAACAACCUCAAGAGAUCACCCAACGCGCUCCACUACCUGACCAUUCAGGACGAAACGUGCAUCCUGCUGUUCUGCCAACCACUCACUGGACCUCCAAGGAGGUUGCUGCUGAACGUGAAGCCCAGCGACAGGCACUUGAGGCAAAGAUUUGUGAGGGCAAACAAGCGAAACUCUUGUUUGCCCAAAUGAAUGUAGCCAAAGAGUACCUGGAUGACAAAAUGAGAGUGGAGAAUCCCCAGUGCCUCUCUGCAGCACUUUGUAAACGUGGGCAUGAUGAUUUUGAUGCAAGUGACAAUGGGGAACACUUUGACUUUGCUGCCAUCAAUGAAGCCCCAUCUUCAGAGGCAGAAGAUUCUGAACCUGUUGAACAGCCAAAGAAUUGUGUUGACUCAUGCUGA
This is a messenger RNA of Laccaria bicolor S238N-H82, 795 nucleotides long. RefSeq lists its product as uncharacterized. The record is from RefSeq and is a predicted model, not a curated record. NCBI's taxonomy places the organism in Eukaryota, Fungi, Basidiomycota, Agaricomycetes, Agaricales, Hydnangiaceae. The transcript is spliced from 3 exons. Bases 1 to 795 code for a protein of 264 amino acids.